AUGGAUAGAUCCAUUUACGAGGCCUGCGGUGAACUAGUGGAACAAUACGGCCGCAAAGUAAGCGCAGAUGAAAUUCUGUCGCAAAAGAUCAACAACUUGGUGCCGAUCCCUUUCAAAUCCAGAGAAGACCUCGAAUUAGCCGCCGUAGCCGACAAAGAAGCAGGCGUGUUUUCGGGCGAUUUGAUACCACAAAUCGACCUCAAGGUGCUGCACUACUACGCAACACAGCUCAUUGUGCAGAAAUACCCUCACUUGAUCAACUGUUUCGACGAAACCGCGUUGAUCACCCUUGGACUUUUGGUCGAAAAAUGGGUCAACGACUACUUGAAACAAGAACAAAGUGCCCCCAGCAAUCCUGCAGAGCUUAUAUCCAAGAAAACCAACUACAGACAGUCUCCUUCUGACAUCUAA
Molecule: messenger RNA, 411 nt
Organism: Lachancea meyersii CBS 8951
Lineage: Eukaryota; Fungi; Ascomycota; Saccharomycetes; Saccharomycetales; Saccharomycetaceae
Source: the annotation of a GenBank genome assembly